GGACAGCUGAAUGACUGGCGAAGGGCAAUGAAGAUUGGCGCCAUUUCCAGGCUGUGUUGUUCUCGUUAGGCGCAAUUUUAAAUCUGACAAGUAACUAUGGCGAUUUGGUGAAUUAUACUUUAAAAAAAAAAUAUUACCACUUUUGUCUGCCUUAAGAACUACGGGAAUGGUUAAUGUUUUUAUCGUUGGAAUUUUGUGAAGAGCUAUUGCAGUGGCUCGUUGAGCCUUCCGCGGGAGCUAAGCGGCUAUGAAGCUGCAGAGGGCUGCUGACGCCAGGCCACCCCUGAAUUUGAGUAUCGGCACAAAGGGAAGAGAAGCGACAGCAAUUUUGGUUUAAUGAGCAGCCAGAUAUGGUGAGCAUAGUGGGCAUGGCAACACUUGUGGAAGACUUUGAUACUCAGGACUGUAAGAAGCGAAAAAAAGAAGGCGAUCAUGCACCUGUUAAAACCAUCACAAAUUAUUUCAUGCCACUGGCUAAAGUCGAGAAAGCAUUCUCGCCACCCAAGUCCAAUAAUAUUAUGGACUAUUUUAAAAAAACAUCUCCUGCCAACAACAAACAUGUUGUACAGGAAAAAGUUAAAGAAAACCAAGAGAAGCGUGAUGUGACAGUCAAGGAUGACAGGAUACCAGUAAGAGGGGUGAGAAGCCUACGAAGAGGAAGAAAUGUGACUAAAAAAGAGAAUUUCAGCAAACAAAUUGACAGCAUUGAGGAGAACACUGAUGAGGUCUCUGAUGUGAACAAUGAUUCCCGUGAUAAUGGCUUGACUGUGGGAUCUAGCAUCUUGGGUAGUGAGACAGCUGCCUUGCUGGCUGAGAUCUGUGCAAACAGUUAUGACUUACAAGAAGACAAAAACUUAAAUGAACAGCCAAAGACUGCAUUGAAAAGUAAGACAAUGAAAAAAACAAAGAAAAUGCAGAGAAAGCCACAACAGUUAGAGACCUCUUCCAAGGUUUUAAUUAAAGAGCCGUUAGAAAAUAAAGACAGUAAUGAAAGCUCCAGAGUGACAUUGCUUCCACCUCAUAAUGAGUGUAGGAAAUCAAUGUGCAAUUCCAGCCUGGAUGUCAAUGUUGAUGAGACGUCCUGUCUAAAUGACAGCAUUGUUACCAUCUCCUUUGAGGAUUUUUUGGAAAGCCAAAAGGAAGUUGAUAAUCUCUCAUCACCAGACAGGUCUUUGGUUAAGUCAUCUGAUGAUAAAGAUGGACAAAAAAGCUCUCCCAGUCAAGUUUCUCCAAGGACUCUUACCAUUCAGGCCCAAGUUCAUUCUCUUGCUGCAAGAUCUACCGGUGCAAAAGCUCAGAAGAAAAUUGCAUCUAUUUUCAUGAAAAAGAGGGAUGUGGAGGCUGAUCCAGUCGAAGUUCUGCAAGUGGACCCUCUAAUAACCAAAACAGCUGAGCAAGUUUCAAAAAGAAAAUCAAAUGUAGUUGUAGAUGAGGAGGCACUAGAAUUGUCUGUUAUUGAGACUUCAACAAGCUGUCUGUCCAAACCCAAAUGCACCCCAGCUGAGAAGAAACAGUUCAUGAAUGUGUUUAAACAGCCACCACUGGAUGUAGCUAAGAACAAACAAAAGAAGGUGCAAAGAAAUCCAAAAGUGCCUAUAGAAAAGGUCCCAAAAGAGCUUGAGGUAACAGAAAAUACCACAGAAGAGACCGCUGUCACAAAUGUUCUUGAUUCAGACGUUUCUGGUAGCAGUGGUAAUUGGAGCAAAGAUGUGCAAUGUGUGAAAGAGAACACAUCUGCUCAAAAAGGAAAAUCAUUAAAGAGGAAGGGCAAGAGAAAUGUAGGUAAAGUAUCUUCAAUAGAUGAUGUGGCUCCAAAAGUGCUGGAGAAGACACAAAAACCAGAAGACCGCAAAACUGAAGAAAAAGAGAUUAUGCAAGAAGCAAAUCUUGUUUGUACAGUGUCUUCGAGAAGGCUGACAAGAGGUCAAGCUAAGAGUGAUGCACAGAACUUAACUAGUCUGAACAAACGUAACAAAGAGAAUUCAGAUGUCUGUUCAAGCCUUGUAGGAGAUUCCCCGGUACAGAUGUCAACCCCUAAAACAACGAAGAAAGGAAUUUAUAGAUCCGAGAUGAUAACUGCUCCGGAUGAAUCCCAGUCUCCAAUCAGGAUGCGAUUUACUCGUGUAUUUCCACGAAGAUUGCUGAACUCUGGGGGAGAAGACACAGAAACAUUACUAAAGAAAGCUGACGCAAAGAAAAAUACACUGAAAGCCAAACAGCUGGUGGAGAAAGCAAAAGCCAUGCAACAGAGCAAGUGUAAAACAACGCAGGAUAAAGAUGUGUGUUUGAGAAGAUCUUCUCGAGCUCGUCAGCAAAGCAAGGUUACUCCUGAUGAGAUAUAUCAAAAUACACAAGAUAUAUGCUUUCGGGUCUGUUUUACCGAAAUGGAAUUCUGUAGGAGCAGCUUAAUAUCUGCGAACUCCCUUGUCUUGAUAGAAGAUGGUGAUUUCUCCAAGGAACAACAAAAUGGGAAAAAACUGCGAAGCCUGAAUGAAGUAUUGGGUAAAAGCAAAUGCCCCAAGACCUCCACAGACUCCAAGGUUGCUCCAAUUUUUCUGGGAAAAAAGUCCACUAAACCCUCUGUUAUCUCCAUUUUUGAUGACAGCAGCCUGGAUGAAUCUGAAAAUUCACAGGAUGAUGAGCAGUUUAGAGCAAAGAGGGAAUUUUUAAAAAGCGGAUUGCCAGACUCCUUUAAGAAGCACAUUGCUAAGAAGGCUGCGUCUGAGCUGGCUUUCUCUCAGGCUGCUGUUUCCUUCAGAGCUGUUGUCCAUAUUUUGCAAAAGCAGGAGGGGAGCAAGUUUUGGGAGCUAACUUGGCCAGAGUCUCCUUUCUUGAGAUCUCUGAAAGAUGAUCCUGAGAUGAAUGAAAUGAACCGGCAUGUCAUGACUUUGGGGGAAUUUACAUAUGCAAAAUCUUCUUGGACUCCUAAGACCCCAGUGGUUGAGGUGUCUGGCUGGAGAGUAGACCUCUCGGAGGAAAUGAGGCAGCAGCUGCUUGAAGAUAUAAGGCUUGCCAACCCAUCCUUCCCUGUGCAGAAAUUUUUCAACUGUUUCUUAAAGAGACGUACUGAACAUGUUUUACUUCCUUCUGUAUCUGAACUAGGUAAAGAGGCAAAUGCACCCAAUAGUCUGCAACAGAAUGCUGGAAAGAGAAAAAGAAAAAGCAGUGUUGAAAAGGAGUCAAAACGAAGCAAGCCAAACCUGCAGGACUCUGAUGUAAUCGUGAUUGAAAGUGACACUGCAGAAUGUGUACCAGUAAGAGUUACGAGGAGGACCCGGGGAGCUAAGGAUGAAGUUGCAGUCCAGGUGUCUGGAAAAUCUCGGCUAAGUCGCAGCACCAGGCAAAAGGAACAGGCAUCAGUGCAAUGUGAGGAUGAGGAGAUUGCAGUGAAAGUAAUGCAGACUAAAACUGACAAAAUUCUGGAGACGAAACUUGAAGAGACAGCUAAAGAGGAUGUAUUAUGGACUGAAAAAUACCAGCCACAGCAAUCCAGUGAAAUAGUUGGCAAUUGUGGAGCCGUAAAGAAAUUGUACAGUUGGUUAAAGGAAUGGAAGCUGAGGACAGACCGUGAAGAAAGCAAGAAUCAGACUGAAUCCAAGCUAAAAGACAAAAAUGAUACUUGGGACACUGGAGAUUUUAAGGAAGAUGAUUCGGAAGAAGAAAAUGAUGACUUUCUGUGUAACACUAUGCUAGUUACUGGUCCUUCUGGAGUUGGAAAGACAGCAGCUGUGUAUGCCUGUGCACAUGAGCUAGGUUUUAAGGUGUUUGAGGUGAACGCUUCCUCACAGCGAAGUGGCCGACAGGUUCUGUCACAGCUUAAGGAAGCAACCCAGUCUCAUCAGGUAGACAUACAAGGAGUGAACACACACAAACCAGCUUACUUCAGUAAUCCUAGUAGGUCAUUCAGUGGCAGCAGCACUUCCCCACGGAAAGUUAAUUCUCCAAAAAAGGUGGUUUCAUCUCCUCGAAAUUCUCCUCAGUCAAAUCGUAGAGCAGGAAUAAGUAAAGGAGGAUUGGCACCCACAGCCCUGGAAAAAUUCUUCAAACUAGGUUCAAGGCCUGCUGGUAAAAAUGAGAAGAUAAAGCCAGAGAGAGAAUUUAAAGAUAAAAAGCAAAACCAUCCUAAAGUAAAAGAAGGUAGCUUUGAAACAGUUGAGGCAUUAAAGACAGGUUUAUCUGAAAUUAAAAGUUCUGCGUCUGAGGAGGCAAACAAGAAAAGUGCUACAUCUCUCAUCCUCUUUGAGGAGGUGGACAUCAUCUUUGAUGAUGACUCUGGCUUUUGGGCAGCUAUUAAGACUUUCAUGGCAACAACAAAGAGGCCUGUAAUUCUAACAACAAAUGAUCCAUAUUUCAGUCUGAAAUUUGAUGGUUGCUUUGAAGAAGUAAUUUUCAAAAUGCCUGAUGUGAGCACAGUUACAACCUACCUACAACUUGUGUGCUUGGCUGAAAAUCUGAAAACCAAUGUGAAAGACUGUGCAUCUCUACUUGCUUGGAAUAACUGUGAUAUACGUCAGAGUUUGCUGCACCUGCAGUUCUGGAUAAGGAGUGGUGGCAGUAAUGCUUUGGUUCAGCAGACUUGUAGUCAAGCACCACCAGGUAAUGAAAAGUUGCAUCAUGUACCACUUUGUGACCAAGGAAGCACAGAAAGCCUGCUGGGUUUACAUAAUAUUAAGACUUCACCAGAUCUUCUCUCUUUUCUAAAGACUAAGAUUACAAGCGAAGAGCAGCUGAACGAGCACAUCAGAAUGCUGGUUGAAUGUCAGGAUAUGAAACUGUAUUUUACCUACAAUAAUUUAGAGUUCCUACUCCCUUUGCCAGUAAAAAUUAUUCCUGCAUGUGGCGACACACCACAAACAGACAACACAAGGGAGAUGGAGGAUACAGUACAUAGUCCAAUGGAGAUUUCCAAACAAGAGGAUAAUAACCAGUCCCCAGACCCCAGCCCUUUGAAAUUGUCAUCUAGGAUGAAAAGAAAACGAAUGCUUUGCCUGCGGGAUGAGGAGGAUUUAUUUCAGUCCGAUUCCGAGGACAGCUUUGUCACUUUAUCAGCAACACAUUCUACCUCCUGUAUUGAAAAGAAAGCAACAAUUGAUCGCGACCUUGUCGAGCAACAGAAAAAGAGACAGGAAAGAAAACCAAAAACUCCAUCAGAAAAACAGAGCUGCGCGCUAGUGUCCAAAACUCUUGAUUCACUGGCUGAUUUCCUAGAGAAUGUAUCUUUUCUGGACUCCUCCUUGUAUACAGAAAAAAAUGAAAAAGAAGGACCUUGCAAUAAUGGGGUUUGCUGUUGGUCAGCUGCUGAAAUAAAAAAUGGUCUUUCAGAUGAGGCCAGAAUAGAAAACAACGUGUGGUGGCAUAGCUAUAGUGCGACUAAAAUGAAGGCUACGGUGGAGGCACUGAGUUUUCAGAGAUGCCAUAUGCAGAUUGAUAAGGCACUAGAUGGCACACUAAGUCGGUGUAUAGAACUAGGGAGUGAUCCAACUGAAGAAAUCACUCUCCCACUUGCUGAUCACAGAUGGGGAGUGAGCCUUGUUCAGCAAACGAUGUGUAAGCCCAGCCUUCUGCAGAAGAGAUCAGAAGUUAUGGAAGCCAUCACCUCCAGCAGGCUCUUUGCAAAUUCAGGAAGCAGACAGGUGAUUGCUGUGGACUGUCUUCCAGUACUUCGUUUGAUCUGUAAAGCUGAAAAGCUUAGAGAGCAGUGCAAACUCAAACGAAGAUUCAUGCACUACUUGGAAGGAAUUCACUUGAAUUUUCCAAGAUCCGUUCUCGAUGCUAUGGCAGCUGGUUUUCCUUGAUGUGUUCAAAGACGAAGUUAGAUAUUAAGUCCUUAGGCCUGUCAAACUCAAUGACACAACAUUUAUAAGGAAAAAAUAACUAUUUAUGAAUUUUAAUGUUGAAUUUCAAUACUUAAAUGCUGGUAUAAAUGACGUUGUAUAUAGUGCAGUCUUUAAAUGUGAUUAGAAGUUUUCUAAUUAUUAAUCAUGUUUUUACUUUUGGAAAUCAUUUGUACAUAAGCAUCCUUUUGCUGUAUAACAGCCAAUAUUUUCUAUAAAGAGUGUACACAUUAAAUAAAUCCAUUACAUUUGUUUUGUA
Erpetoichthys calabaricus (reedfish) is the source of this 6093-nucleotide messenger RNA. RefSeq names its product ATPase family AAA domain containing 5a (gene atad5a). Gene Ontology annotation, molecular function: ATP hydrolysis activity; ATP binding; DNA binding. The transcript has 24 exons. The record is from RefSeq and is a predicted model, not a curated record. Lineage: Eukaryota; Metazoa; Chordata; Cladistia; Polypteriformes; Polypteridae. Gene Ontology annotation, cellular component: nucleus. The coding region runs from base 351 to 5795 and encodes 1814 amino acids.